Messenger RNA from Mesorhabditis belari, 378 nucleotides. Lineage: Eukaryota; Metazoa; Nematoda; Chromadorea; Rhabditida; Rhabditidae. The record is from the annotation of a GenBank genome assembly.
AUGCUACUACAAGCGAUCCAGCUUGGUCUACGACAAUCACCACUACUGCAAGCAGUACCCCUACUAGUACAACGGCUACGACAACUAAUACAACCGCAUCUAGCACAAGAUCAGAAGUUGAUGACUCUGAAAUUGAUCAUUUUUGGUUUGAGGAAACUGUUGACAACAAAAGCGUCGACAAUCUUGAUCACGCCGACGAUCUUGAAGACGUUGGCAACUUUAGCUCAUUUGCCAAGAAUGAUGUUGCAAGGGGUUCCGACGCACUGCCAAUUAUUACAACUGCUGCAAGUGCAACAACAACAUCAAAUUCGACAGCCACCACAGUGCAAAAAAGACGCCAUCACAAAGAAUUGGACACUCAAGAGCGAAUUGAAGCCG